Messenger RNA from Dufourea novaeangliae, 2564 nucleotides. RefSeq names its product probable citrate synthase 2, mitochondrial (gene kdn). The record is from RefSeq and is a predicted model, not a curated record. Bases 78 to 1469 code for a protein of 463 amino acids. The transcript is spliced from 4 exons. Gene Ontology annotation, biological process: carbohydrate metabolic process; citrate metabolic process; tricarboxylic acid cycle. NCBI's taxonomy places the organism in Eukaryota, Metazoa, Arthropoda, Insecta, Hymenoptera, Halictidae. Gene Ontology annotation, cellular component: mitochondrial matrix.
CUCCGCGUGGUCAGUUGGAUAGUUGGUUUGACGGUAACAAGAAAGAAGAAGGACCGUAGGUCAGGAUACACAGAACAAUGGCACUCUUUCGUUUCAGUGCAAAACGGUGUUUGGAAUUUCAGAAAUUGACUUCCACGGUGUUCCUGAGACCGUUAUCCGACUCCUCCACCGAUCUGAGGAAGGUACUGGCCGAUAAGAUCCCGAAGGAGCAGGAACGCGUGAAGAGCUUCCGGAAACAGCAUGGAGCCACGAAAGUCGGCGAGGUCACCGUGGACAUGAUGUACGGUGGUAUGCGUGGAAUCAAAGGUCUGGUUUGGGAACCAUCGGUGUUGGACCCGGAAGAAGGUAUCCGUUUCCGUGGCAAAUCGAUCCCCGAGUGUCAGAAGCUUCUGCCGAAAGCAUCCGGUGGCUCGGAGCCCCUACCCGAAGGCUUGUUCUGGCUUUUGAUCACCGGCGACGUUCCCACGGACGCCCAGGCGAAAGCGAUCUCGCAAGAAUGGGCGUCGAGAAGCGCCCUGCCCGAUCAUGUUGUCAAAGCUUUGAACAAUUUCCCAAAAUCGCUUCAUCCGAUGACCCAAUUCUCCGCCGCCAUAACGCUUCUGAACAGUGAGAGCGAGUACGUCAAAGCGUACACGAACGGCGUACACAAGACCAAAUACUGGGAAACGGUCUACGAAGACUCGAUGAAUUUGAUCGCGAAAUUACCCGUAGUCGCGGCCACGAUAUACAGAAAUCUUUACAAGGGAGGCAAAGGCCUGGGAUCCGUGGACGCUGGCAAAGAUUGGUCGUGGAACUUCGCGAACAUGCUCGGCUACGAUAACCCUCAAUUCAUCGAGCUGAUGCGCUUGUACUUGACGAUUCACUCCGACCACGAGGGUGGAAACGUGUCCGCGCACACGACCCAUUUGGUUGGCUCCGCUCUGUCCGAUCCGUACCUGUCGUUCGCGGCUGGUAUGAACGGUCUGGCUGGACCACUCCAUGGUCUCGCGAAUCAAGAAGUAUUGGUAUGGCUGGAGAAACUCCGUUCUCAAGUUGGGGACAGUCCCAGCGACGAUAAACUCAAGGACUUCAUCUGGAACACCCUGAAGAGCGGCCAAGUUGUGCCCGGGUACGGCCAUGCUGUGCUCAGGAAGACCGAUCCUAGGUACACUUGUCAGAGAGAGUUCGCCUUGAAACACUUGCCAGACGACAAAUUAUUCAAGCUGGUUAGUCAAGUAUACAAGGUAGUUCCUCCAGUCCUCUUGGAGACUGGCAAGGUGAAGAACCCAUGGCCGAAUGUAGAUGCUCACUCCGGUGUCUUGUUGCAAUACUAUGGAAUGAAGGAAAUGAAUUACUACACCGUCUUGUUCGGUGUGUCUCGUGCUCUUGGUGUCUUAGCCUCUCUUGUUUGGGACCGUGCCCUCGGCCUUCCCAUCGAGAGGCCCAAAUCUCUUAGCACCGAUCUCCUCAUGAAAGCUUGUAAAGCUUAGACAACACCUUUAUUUAUAAAAGAAAAAAAGAAAGAGAACGGAAUCAGAAUCAUUGAAACUUCUAUGUUCGUGUUACACCAUCAUCAUAACUUCCACAAAACGAGGAACUGACUGCUUUGAAUCAUGGUUACGAAUGUUAUCGAUGCACGAAAACUUGUAAACCUCGAGCUCAUUUCGAAUUCAUUUUGAUAUGACUUCAACGAAGUCGUUUUAAUUGCUGAGUAUUACUGAGACAAUACAAGGCUAGGUAUUAGAAACAAUAAUUAAUCAUCUAACGUAAUAAUGUAUUGUUAAAACGUAGACAUUCUAAAAUGAAAUUUCGUGGCGUUUUCAUAUUGUAUAAACCUUCACCGAGAAUUAUGCAUUCUAUCGGCGAUGCAGUAAAUGUGGCGAAGUUUUUGCACUAUAAAACCACGUAUAUAAAGUAUAGAUUGGUCCAGUAUACAUAGUAUCAACCUUCAAAUCAAUUACGAGAAUACAAUACCACGCGUUAAUAGUAGACACGGUUCAUUGUAAAUAUAUUUGUCGCUUUACGUUUAACUUAAAUAGUAACAAUUUUAGAAGUAAAAGAAAAACGGUACACAGAUCAUCAUAAUGAUAAUUGAAACGAACCCACUAAAAUAAUCGGUACAAAACUUAGCUGUGUGCAUAGUUAACAUAUUGCAGACACCGUCUGUCGUUCAACAGACACUGCCAGAAAAAUAUCGGAAUUUUUAGGAUGUAAUGGAAUCACAAUAAGUGUCUUCACUUCGAUCACUGUAGUAAUGAUACAUUACGUAAGAAAUUACUUUUUUGGAGAGGAAAAUCGCAAGCAGCUGCUCUUACGAAAAUAUGAGUAUGUAAAAUAGAAAAUGAAGUGCAUAGAGCUAAUGAAAAAUGUAACCAGUGUUGCUGUAUUAGCGCACCACGUAUUGGUUUUAAAUUCUUUUCAGUACACUAAACGUACAUGGCUCAAUCGCAUCGAGUCACUACAAUUUACAUAAAUUAAAGAAAAAACGAUGACCAGUGGUAGAUCCACUGUUAAGAGAAUGAGUGAGUGUGUGCGAUACUUUAUUUAUAACGAACGUGAAAAUAAAUAGAUCUUUAGAAAUCAUA